Messenger RNA from Malus domestica (apple), 844 nucleotides. Its product is annotated as peptidyl-prolyl cis-trans isomerase FKBP17-1, chloroplastic. The record is from RefSeq and is a predicted model, not a curated record. Lineage: Eukaryota; Viridiplantae; Streptophyta; Magnoliopsida; Rosales; Rosaceae. Gene Ontology annotation, molecular function: peptidyl-prolyl cis-trans isomerase activity.
UCCCCAUACCAUACAUCUGAAAUCUGAACAAGAAAUAUGAUUUACACGUGCUUCGCGCCACUACAAUGCUUCCAUGUUCCCCACCAUCCAACCGUUCGUUUAGUUCAUCCCAACGUCACCUCUCCAACCCCAUCAUCGUUAAUCACAACUAGAAGGGGAGCAUUAUCCACUACUUUAAUCUCCACCACAUUAUUCACGCUGACACCUCCUUCAAAGUCCGCCACCAUACCCGAAUUCUCAGAGCUUCCAAACUCCGGCGGGGUCAAGGCUCUGGACCUUCGCCUUGGUGAUGGUCAAGUACCCGCCGAUGGCGACCAGGUUUCUGUUCAUUACUAUGGAAGAUUGGCAGCAAAACAAGGAUGGCGAUUUGAUUCGACAUAUGAUCAUAAAGAUGAAAAUGGUGAACCAAUUCCUUUUGUGUUCGUGAUUGGGUCCGGCAAAGUCAUUUCAGGGAUUGAAACAGCAGUUAAAUCUAUGAAAGUGGGUGGUGUUCGUCGGGUUGUUAUACCGCCAUCCCAAGGGUAUCAGAGCACGUCACAAGAACCUAUACCACCUAAUAUUUUUGACAGACAGAGACUGUUUACAACCAUUUUUAAUCCAACUCGUCUUGCUAAUGGAGAAGGAUCAACAUUGGGGACUCUCGUGUUCGAUAUUGAGUUAGUCAGCCUGAGGCAUCAAUGAGAUCACCUUUUAUCCCGAGCAGUACUAAUAGAAUUUUACGGCUUAAUUCUCAUGUAUUGCAUAAUUUGAUAUAUAAGUACAUACAGUCCUUGUUCUCCAAGGAAACAAAAAAGGACACAAAGAAAUAUCCUUCCUAAUAAAGGACUCUAAUAUUUACACAAUA